UGUGCAAGUUAGCAGCCAGACAGGGGCUUUGGCGCCCAGACCAACUCGAAAAGCUGUAGGUAUCCAAAGGGGAGAUGUGAAAGAGCCUUGCAAACUGUCGGCUCCUGGGGUGGGAGGGUCCGCGGUGAAGCGUGGCAGGAUGAAGGGGCGAGGUGAGAGGAUAAUUUAGAUUUCAAGACACAGGUGGGAGGAGGGACUUCUGGAGAGAGCCCGCUCUGAGCGACAGGUUUGUUGUGGCUCCGGAGCACCCCGGCGGGAGAUCUCCGGGUGCGGCCCGCCCCCUAUCUGCCCCACCCCCAGUCUGGCCAGCAGCAGCGGCGGCCCCUUUAAGAGCAGUCAAGGCGCCCCCUGGUGGCGGAACGCGGACAGCGCAGCGCGCGGCCGGAGCUGGAGCCGGAGCCCGGAGCCCGGAGCGGAGCCGGAGCGGAGCCGGGGCGGAGCGGGGCCGAUCGGGCCGAGCCAGCAGCCGAGCUGGGGGCGCGGGCGGGCGGUAUGUACCGGGCCCGGGCGGCGCGGGCGGGGCCGGAGCCCGGCAGCCCGGGGCGCUUUGGGAUCCUCAGCACCGGGCAGCUCCGGGAUCUGCUUCAAGAUGAGCCUAAGCUGGACCGGAUCGUGCGGCUCAGCAGGAAGUUCCAGGGUCUGCAGCUGGAGCGGGACGCCUGCUUGGCCUCUAACUACGCGCUGGCCAAGGAGAACCUGGCCUUGCGGCCCCGCCUGGAGAUGGGCCGGACAGCCCUGGCCAUCAAGUACCAAGAGCUUCGAGAGGUGGCCGAGAACUGCGCAGACAAACUGCAGAGACUGGAGAAGACCAUGCAUCGCUGGAGCCCCCAAUGUGCGCUGGGCUGGCUGCAGGCUGAGCUGGAGGAGGCUGAACAGGAGGCUGAGGUCCAGAUGGAGCAGCUGCUGCUGGGGGAACAGAGCCUGGAGGCCUUCCUGCCCGCCUUCCAGAGGGGCCGUGCCCUGGCCCACCUGAGGCGGACACAGGCAGAGAAACUACAGGAAGUGCUGAGGCGUCGAGAGCGCUCUGCCCAGCCGGCCCCCACCACUGCCGCCGCCGCCACCGCCGUGGAGCCCCCCAAACCCUUCCCAGCUGCUGCCGUGCUGCCCACUGGGGCCGCCCGGGGAGCACCACCAGCAGUACCCCGGAGCCUGCCCCCCUUGGACUCCCGCCCAGUGCCCCCAGCCAAGGGCUCCCCCGGGUGCCCUUUUGGCCCAGCCCCUUUGCUGAGCCCACGACCCUCUCAGCCUGAACCCCCUCAUCGGUAGGAGCCAGGGUGCGGCCUCCCAGAGGGGCUCCAGACAAACUUGAUUCAUGGCUCCUCCUCCUCCCCCACUGCCUGGGUGGGGGGAGGGGCAGGCCCCUCCCCCUAGCCUCAGGCAGGCCCAGGGCCCUGGAGGCUGAGCUGGGGAAGAGGGGCUCCCCGAAGAGGCCCA
This is a messenger RNA of Apodemus sylvaticus (European woodmouse), 1434 nucleotides long. It is a transcript of the gene Vps37d, whose product is annotated as VPS37D subunit of ESCRT-I. The transcript is spliced from 4 exons. Gene Ontology annotation, biological process: protein targeting to vacuole; protein targeting to membrane; ubiquitin-dependent protein catabolic process via the multivesicular body sorting pathway. Bases 493 to 1266 code for a protein of 257 amino acids. The record is from RefSeq and is a predicted model, not a curated record. Gene Ontology annotation, cellular component: ESCRT I complex. NCBI's taxonomy places the organism in Eukaryota, Metazoa, Chordata, Mammalia, Rodentia, Muridae.